Molecule: messenger RNA, 2827 nt
Organism: Rhipicephalus microplus (southern cattle tick)
Lineage: Eukaryota; Metazoa; Arthropoda; Arachnida; Ixodida; Ixodidae
Gene: Gabat
Product: 4-aminobutyrate aminotransferase
Biological process (GO): GABA catabolic process
Cellular component (GO): mitochondrion
Molecular function (GO): 4-aminobutyrate:2-oxoglutarate transaminase activity; pyridoxal phosphate binding
Source: RefSeq, a predicted model, not a curated record
UCGCGCGAAAGACGGCAGUGCGCGGUCUAUGCUCGUCUGCGGAACGGCCCCCGUGGCCGCGAAGAGCUAGCGGAGAACCAGCAAGGCCGCCCUUUGUGUUGCCGCUAUCGCCGCAGCAGGGAAGCCGCGGUGACCGCACCACCGAAACUCUAGAAGCAAGCCCGAAGAGAGAGAGAACGCUCGACGGUCGUCGCGAUAAGGCCACUCGCGCUCCGCAACUCCGCGAGACGCGCGGAAGCUCCGAAUACAAUUGGAGGAUGCUACGAAGCGCCAGCGCUGCGGCUUCCUCGUCGCUCCGGGCCUGCACCGCGCUCGCCGCGCGAAACCUCUCCUCGUCAGCAGCCGAACCUCCCGAGCCCUGCAUCGUCUCGCACACGUUCCCGGGUCCCAAAUCGGACGCGCUCAAACGCGAACUCGACUCCAUCCAGAAUGCGGGCGCCGUUCAGCUCUUCGUCGACUACACCAAGUCGACGGGCAACUACAUGGUGGACGUGGACGGCAACGCCUUCCUCGACGUCUACACGCAGAUCUCGUCGCUGCCGCUGGGCUACAACCACCCGGCCAUGGUGGCCGCGGUCAGCGACCCCCGAAACGUUGCCACGUUCGUGAACCGGCCCGCGAUGGGCGUCCUGCCGCCCGCCGAUCUGGUGUCGCGGCUGAAAAACGCGCUCCUCUCCGUCGCCCCCGCGGGCCUCACGGAGGUGCAGACCAUGGCGUGCGGGUCGUGUUCCAACGAGAACGCGUACAAGGCGGUCUUCAUCAGCCACAUUGCCCAGAAGCGCGGCGGAAAGCCGCCCACGGCCGAUGAACUGCAAUCUUGCAAGUACAACUUGCCUCCCGGCAGUCCGCGCCUCUCUCUGCUGUCCUUCGACGGGGCGUUCCACGGCCGCACUUUCGGCGCGCUCAGCACCACUCAUUCCAAGGCCAUACACAAGUUGGACGUGCCAUCAUUCGAAUGGCCCAUCGCGCACUUCCCGGAGUACAAGUACCCGCUCGAAGAGUUCCAGUCUGAGAACAAGAAGGAGGACGAGAAGAGCCUAGCCCAUGUCGAAGAACUCUUUCACGAGUACCGCAAGAAGGGAGCUCCUGUAGCCGGUCUGGUCGUGGAGCCCAUUCAGGCCGAAGGAGGAGAUCGACAUGCUUCGGACGACUACUUUCGAAGGCUUCGGGCUCUCGCAGCCAAGAACAACGUUUUCUUCAUCUGUGAUGAAGUACAGACGGGCUGCGGACCCACUGGAAAGUUCUGGGCACACCAGCACUGGGGUCUCGACGACUCUCCAGAUGUGGUGACCUUUAGCAAAAAAAUGCUGACUGGUGGAUACUUCUACAAGUCGCAAGUCCGUCCCAAAGAGUCAUACCGCAUCUUCAACACUUGGGUCGGCGACCCGACCAAACUGCUGCUCAUUGAAGAGGUCCUCAAGGUCGUCAAUACCGAGAAGCUUCUUGAUAAUGUUAGAGAGACGGGCGAGUACUUGCAGAAGGGCCUCAAAGAGGUCAGCAAGCGACAUCCCAACACAUUCUUUAACGUCCGUGGACGGGGAACCUUCUGCGCUGUCGACUUGCCCUCGGAAAAGGACAGAAACAAGUUCAUUACAGAGAUGCAUCUCAAGGGAAUCCACUGCGGCGGCUGCGGAGAGCGUAGCUUCCGCAUCAGGCCUGCCCUCACUUUCCAGAGGAAGCAUGCGGACAUACUGCUAGAUCGCAUCGAGAAAGUGCUUUGCCAGAAAUUUUGAGUUCUUGUUGCUGCAGUUGAUAUAUGUAUUGCAAGAAAUGUGUGAUGACACACGAGCUAUUGUAAUGAACUUGCUCCGUGACACAAGAAUGUGUUGUGGAGAACAUAGCACAACUAAUUUUGCUGCAUUAUUGUCAAACUACUAGUGUAUAAUGGUGAAUUCGCAGAUUCCCAAACAUUUAACACAAGGACCAAUGAAUAGUGUGCGAAAUGUAAUUUCCACAAUUACUCUUGAAAUAUCUCACUGAAUGAUCUCCAUAAUGUCAUAAUUCCAUUUUUAAGUGGCUUGUUGAAAUUUUAUGCGUAGUGACCCUUAUGGAUGUUGUUACCCUAAGUAUGCUAAUGAAGAAAUUUCUAAUGCACAAAUAUCAAUUGUUGUCAAGGCUUUUACAUAUACUUUGUUUAAAUGUGCUACGUUAAUAUAUAUAUGUGCCCAUAACAAUUUUAGAAAAUGAUAUUCCCAUUUAGGUGCUACUUGAAGAAAUACAUACGGAGUAUGCUUAUGGUAUCAUAAUUUCUAGUGGCCACUUACUGCAAGACUUUGCCACAAUUACUCUCUCACAGGCAGGAGAAAGUUGUUUUGUUGCAAUGAUGCCAGAGCUAGAAUUUAUUUACACCUCUCCAUAGGUUUCGAAGAAUAUUUUUACCAUGUUACUUUUAUACGCUUUACAACUGUCGACGCAUUUCAGGAUUUCUUUCCUCCUUUGGGCAAAUUGUGAUUUUUUGGAGUCUAGGCAGUCUUCUCUGCAAGUGCCUACUGGUUAAAAUGAUAAUGGAUAUGAGAUUGCGAAACAUGUAGGUCUGUUAUUUUCUUACCAGUUGAGUUUUUCUUGAGCAAUAGGUCCUCGAAGAUUUGUCGAAGAAGCAGGCCUAAGAUCUGUGUGAAGAUAUAAAUAAGUUUGUACCUACAGUGAUAUCUGCCGCUGCCCCUCGUAUGAGCAUAAUUUUUUAGAUUGUGAAUUUUUGGGUCUAGGCAUGUCUUGUUCAAACUUUUGUGUGCAGGGUGACCUAAAGGUAACAGAAAUACGCUAUGGCAGGAUGAUGUUUUCAUGAGAUUGAUCACAAAAACAAAUUUCUUUUUUUUAACAUUGGGAA